Molecule: messenger RNA, 1374 nt
Organism: Galleria mellonella (greater wax moth)
Lineage: Eukaryota; Metazoa; Arthropoda; Insecta; Lepidoptera; Pyralidae
Product: zinc finger protein 583-like
Exons: 6
Coding region: 110-1099 (329 amino acids)
Biological process (GO): regulation of transcription by RNA polymerase II
Cellular component (GO): nucleus
Molecular function (GO): RNA polymerase II cis-regulatory region sequence-specific DNA binding; DNA-binding transcription factor activity, RNA polymerase II-specific
Source: RefSeq, a predicted model, not a curated record
CUUAUGCACAGAAUAAAUAAAAUGGCGGACGGCAUAGAAGUCUAAACAUAUAUUUUCUGUAUCGAGUAAUUUUGUUCGUAUUACUAAUCUGUGCUUUGAUAUAAUCGCAAUGGGAGAUGAGAACAUGUUUUAUUGUUCAUUUGUUAGUAUACACUACAUUAUCUGUGAAUGUGGCGAAACGUUCCCAUCGGAGGAGGUCUUGAAAACCCAUCUAGAAACUGAUCAUGCAAUUAAAUCGGAAAAAAAGGAUAAAACUGUUUCGUUUGUCAAACCAAAAGAGGAGCCAUACACGCAGAACCAGAUAGUCCACAUCACGGUGGAUGACCAGGGUCUAGAGAAAGCGGUGAACCUCGACCACGGCACCGUGAAGUUGGAGAAGAAGAUUGUCAAACUAGAGAACAAUACAAUGACCCUUCAGGACGAGGUAGACACAAGGAAUAGAACAGUGAAAUUGGACCCAAGAGUAAGGAAUCUAAGGAAGGAGAGAGCACCCAGGCCGGCGCACAGCAACGUGCGGUCCAUAGUCUGCGAGGUAUGCGGCAAGAGAUAUGCGUCGAACGCUGCCCUCCGUUAUCAUCAAAGGGUGCACACCGGUGAACGGCCGUACCAGUGUUCCUAUUGCCCCAAGACGUUCACCAUGCCACUGUUCCUCCAGAUCCAUUUGCGUACACAUACAGGGGAGAGGCCGUACCCGUGCCCGUCCUGUCCGAAGGCAUUCAGCAACAGGGCAGCAUUGCUCAGGCACGACAGGGUACACACCGGAGCCAAGCCGUACCAAUGUCCAAAAUGCGGUAAAGCCUUCACACAGUCGAAUUCCAUGAAGCUCCAUGUGCAUACAGUGCACCUAAAAAUGCCGGCCCCAUACAAAUCGAAGCGGCGACGCGAGGAGAGCAGAGCCAGACAGUUGAGAAACAUAGAACACAAGAGAAUAGAACAGAAAUUGUGUGACAAUGUAAAGACAGAAGCGGAGGAAGUGUGUGUUGUGAAGCCCGAAGUGGAGUUGUAUCAAGAGGUGGAGGAAGGAGAGGAGGUGUAUUACGGUUUGGAUAUGGCGGGGGAGGAGGAAGUCACAUACGAGGUUGUUUACCAACAGGAAUAGGGUUGGGCGGUUUUGUCAUAGGUGAAAAUGGUGUGGUAACCUCGCCUGCGGCAACGGUAUACGCUGAUGGAGCACCAGUGAGGGAUGGCAGGUGUCCCGCCAGCGUAUACCGUUAGCGCAGGCGAAGUUACCACACCAUUGUCAUUAUGAUGUCACCCUGUAUGUAAUGAAUCAUAUUUAAUGAUCCCUCUGAAACCAAAUCAAAUACAAAAUUGUAUAUAAUAAUAAUAAUAAAUAAAUAAAUAACAAUUUAACAAUAAAGACGUGGAACAGUG